Molecule: messenger RNA, 777 nt
Organism: Haliotis rubra (blacklip abalone)
Lineage: Eukaryota; Metazoa; Mollusca; Gastropoda; Lepetellida; Haliotidae
Exons: 3
Coding region: 1-777 (258 amino acids)
Source: RefSeq, a predicted model, not a curated record
AUGGCUAACCUACAGAAAGCAGAGUUCACGUUGUCGCAGAGAGGAGGAAAACAGGUUUCUACACGGAGGUCACAACGUGCCAAAGGUUCUUCCACCAGUCCACGUACCCGUGCUGAUGUAGACCUCACAGGUUCCUGGACUGAGACAACAGACGGACAACAGUUCCUGGUUGUAGACAGCGAAGAUGAAGACAGGAUCCUGAUCUUCAGUACCGCAGAGAUGCUGGACAUCCUCGCCAAUGCAGAAACCAUCUACAUGGACGGAACAUUUUUUGUGUGUCCCAGCCUGUGGCAACAAGUCUACAUUGUGCACUGCCUUGUGGAUGGACAGAUGUUCCCAGUCGCCUUCUCCCUGCUGCCAAGCAAGUCUCGUGAUACAUACAUUAGAUUGUUUAACUACUUGAAGGACUCUGUGCUUGCUAUUGUCGGCGUUGAACUUUCUCCCUCCGUUGUACAGACUGACUACGAAGCUGCUGCUAUUGGAGCCACUGAGAGAGUCUUCCCCGAGUCUUCUUCUGCAGCACUCCCCCUCCUCCCAGUGGAUCAGAUCCAAGAUGCCUGGAUGGAAGUAUUGAACCAGUCUCCCGACGUUGACGGAAUCGGCCAGUUCAACGACUACAUCACAUCUACAUGGGUUGACUACGACGCAAGAUUCCCACCUCGCAUUUGGAAUCAACAUGGAAACACUGGGCCAAGAACAAACAAUCACUUGGAGGGAUUCCACCUGGAUUUAAGAAGCUGGUUCAGAAGCACCACCCGAACAUUUACGAGUUUGUGA